Messenger RNA from Prosopis cineraria, 2786 nucleotides. RefSeq lists its product as uncharacterized. Bases 203 to 2659 code for a protein of 818 amino acids. The record is from RefSeq and is a predicted model, not a curated record. Lineage: Eukaryota; Viridiplantae; Streptophyta; Magnoliopsida; Fabales; Fabaceae. The transcript has 7 exons.
CUUCUGCGAGUAAGCUGGUUUCAAUGUCAUUAGCGAAAAGCAGCUCCGUCGAGGCCCGCGGGGCAUCACCAGUAAGAAGCCUCGCCGCAAUAUAACUGUAAUCCCCAGCGAUUCUCUUCCACCGUGGCCGAAAAUGUCAGAAAGAACGGGAGCAUAUAUUCACGAAGCUCAAUUUGUGUAAUUGCUUAUAGCACCAUGAAGAAUGUUGUUGAGUUCUAUGAUCUGGGAGGACAGUGGGUUUCAGUUAAUUUCUCUGUUGGGAAUGCAUCAGAUCACAUACCAGAUUCGCAGCUCUGAUGCUAAAGAGAAAGUAAAGCAUGUAAUUUGGACAACUGAAAUGGAUAAUUGCCUCACCAAGAUACUAGCUGAGCAAGUGAGAAAGGGGAACAAAGUAGAUAAUGUCUUGAAGCCUGUGGCAUUUACAGCUUCUGUGAAAGAAUUAAAUGAAAAACUCCAUCUUGAUUUAACCAAAGACCAUGUUAAAAAUCGGCUGAAAACAUGGAGGAAGCAGUUUGGAAUUUUGAAGAAACUCCUUGCUCAUAGAGGGUUUGAGUGGGAUAAUGCACAAAAGAUGGUUGUUGCCGAAAAUUCUGUGUGGAAUGACUACAUCAGGGAAAAUCCAGAUGCUCGAAUGUUUCGAGCAAAGCUCAUAGAGAAUUAUGAUGAAUUAUGUCUUAUCAUUGGCAAUGAUCAAGCAAUAGCAAGCUGCUCUGACAAUGCUGCAGAAAUUAAUGUAGACUUGACUAUUGAUAGAAGGGAUUCAGAUCCUGCUACUGGCUCUGAAAUCAGAAAUGUUGGAAACAAGCCGGAAAAAGUAAGGUGGACUGAAGAAAUGGAUGAUUUCCUUGGCAAGAUUCUCGUGGGCCAAGUGAAUAAAGGGAAUAAAGUGGAUAAAACCUUGCAGACAGAAGCAUAUGAGGUAGCUGUUUCAGCCAUAAGUACCAAGUUUGGGCCUCAUAUAACGAAAGACCACAUUAAAAAUCGCCUUAAAACUUUGAAGAAACAGUAUGGACUAAUUAAGCAACUGCUAUCUCAUAAUGGGUUUGAGUGGGAUCAAACGAGGAAGAUGAUUUCUGCAAAUGAUUCUACAUGGAACCACUAUAUCAAGAAACAUCCAGAUGCCAGAAAUUUUCGUGCUAGAGUAAUUGAGAAUUAUGAACAAUUGUGCACUAUUUUUGGCCAUUCUAAGGAGCCUCUGGAGGCUAGCAGCGUCUCCCCAUCUCAAGUUGAUAAUGGUGUUAAAGAUCAAGAGAAGCAUAUGAGGUGGUCCAGUGAAAGGGAUAUCUGGUGGACAAGCGAAAUGGAUGCCUAUCUAAGUGCAAUUCUUGUGGAGCAAAUUAAGCUUGGUAACAAAUGUAAAAUUGAGAACAAAUUAAUGCCUGCUGCUUAUGAAGCAGCUGCAUUGGCCAUGAACGAAAGAUUUGAUCUUGAUUUGACCAAAGAUCAAAUAAAAAAUCGUCUCAAAACAUGGACAAAGCAGUAUGAAAUUUUGAAAGAACUUCUAGAUCAGAGUGGCUUUGAGUGGGACGAGAAAAGGAAGAUGGUCAAUGCAGCUGACUCAGCAUGGAAUGAUUACAUUAAGCAGAUCAAUCCAGAUGCUCAGAUUCUUAAAGGACGAGCUAUCAAAAACUACAAUGAAUUGUCCAUCAUUAUCGGUGACAAUGAUCCACCUGAUAGUUCUCUAAUUGCAAACUUGGGUUUGACUACAAAUGAUGAAGUUAUGGAUGGUCAAGAGGCAUUUUACCAUGAAACUGACAGUGCAAAGGAAAAAGGUAAAUAUGUUUUAUGGACAGAUGAAAUGGAUCGUUGCUUAACACAACUGCUGGUCAAGCAAGUAGUGAUGGGCAAUAAGCUUGAGAAGAAUUUUAAGAGCUCAGCUUAUUUGACUGCCGUAACAGCUAUAAAUGAGAAAUUUGGGCUAGAUUUGACAAAGGAAAACGUUAGAAACAGGUUGAAAACAUGGAAGAAACAGCAUUACAGUGUGAAGGAAAUGCUUUCUCAUGGUGGAUUUGAGUGGGAUGACGAGCGUAAGAUUGUUGUUGCAAAUGACUUAACAUGGAAAGAAUACAUAAAGAAACAUCCAGAUGCUAGGCAUUUGCGAGACAGGCGAAUUGAAAAUUACAACGAAUUAGGUGUGAUUGUUGGCAAUGAGCAACCAAAUGGACAUUGGUCUGCAACUUGUGAGAGACUAGAAGUAAUUCCUGCUCUGAGCUGUGAAGAACAUGUUCCUGCCCUGAACUGUGAGGAACAUGCUGAAACUCCGGCUCCGAUGCUGUCUAUUGACGAGACGAGCCAUGAUAAAGAGAGUGACGAAAUGCAAGGCUCCUCAGAACAGACAAGGGCAAAGCCUUCAUCAUCAUCACAGUCCAAACAGCCAUCAAGGAAGAGACGUUCUAGUGAUGCUAUGCUGGAAAUGAUGAGUGUUAUUGCUGUUGAUAUCGGUAGGAUAGCUGAUGCAUUGACUGAAAGUAACAAGACUUCGUACCUGGAUGAAGUUUUUGAAACAGUACAAAAUAUUCCUGACUUUGAUGAUGAUCUCAUCAUUGAAGCCUGUGAAUACUUGUGUUUUGAUGACAAGAAGGCAUUGAUGUUUAUGAAAUUAGAUGAGAGACUAAGAAAAAAGUGGUUGUUAAAACGGUUGCGAGGGCAAUCUAGUUGAAGAAUGUGACAGUUCUUGUGGAUUAGGUUUUUUGUAUAUAUAUCUUCCUUUGUGACAGCAUAGGUGAAUACUCAUUAGUCAUUCCAUUGUUAUUGUUGUUGAGAAAUAAAAAAAAAAUUAUAAAUUA